AUGAUAGAUGCGUUCGAACUCUACCACAAAGCUCAAGAAGCCUCGCCCGGUCAGGAUGCGCCAGCAGGAAAAGGGUCUGCGCUCGAAGCACUAGGCCACGGCAUCGCUGGCUCCGCAGGCGCCGCACUGUCCAACGCCGCCCUCUACCCUGUCGACCUGAUCAUCACUCGGCUCCAGUUGCAGCGCCAGCUCCGACGCGACCAGUCGCAGCCAGGCGAGAGCGAAUACAAGGGGUUUCUCGACGCAGUGGAGAAGAUCUACAAGAAUGAAGGUGGUAUCGCCGGCCUUUACACGGGGCUCCUGCAGGAUACGGGCAAGACAGUAGCCGAUUCGUUUCUCUUCUUUCUCAGUUACAGUUUCUUGCGAGAUAGGAGGCUCGCGGCCAGGGGGAAUGCCAAAUCACUACCGGCGCUCGAAGAACUGGGUGUCGGCUUUGUUGCUGGCAGCUUGACCAAAUUGGCUACCACUCCGAUUUCAAACAUUGUCACGAGGAAACAGGCUGCUGCACUCAUGGCAGCAACUGAGACGGACGGCAACAGCGGUGGUGAUGUCAGUGGAAAUGCCCAGAUCAAAGUACCGUCGGCCAGGGAAAUCGCCCAAGAUAUCAUGCAGGAAAAAGGACUAGCCGGAUUUUGGUCAGGGUACUCUGCGUCGCUGGUACUGACGCUGAAUCCUUCGCUGACGUUCUUUCUCUUCGAGACGUUGAAGAAAGCCAUCCUCCCACGCCAUCGAAGGGAACACCCCCCGCCAUCAGUCACCUUCCUCUUGUCGGCGCUCAGCAAAUCGUGUGCCAGUUCCAUCACAUACCCGUUCAGUCUGGCCAAGGCACGUCUUCAAGCGGGCUCCAAAAGAGAGGAUCAUGACGAGAAGGAGGUCAUCGGUGGGGACGUGGCGAGUGAGAAGGGCCGCAAAGCCGCACGAGCGACGGUGUUCAGCACCGUUCUGACCGUGGCACAGACCGAGGGUGUGUCGGCACUGUAUGAAGGGUUGCAGGUGGAACUGAUCCGAGCAUUCUUCAGCCAUGGUAUGACCAUGGUGGUCAAGCAGGUGGUUCAGCGACUCCUGGUGAAAGCGUACUACAUCAUCUCCAUCAUUGCCGGGCGAUAUAAGCGGAAAUUGGGCUCAAGGCGCAUGGCCGAGAGGGCAAGGAGUAGCGUCGAAUACUACAACCUUGCCAUGGCGCGGGCUAGUGAGAGGAUCGAAGAGGCGGGCAAUUUGGUGAAGCAAAAGGCCAAUGAGACUGCCGAGUUCGUGGGCGAGUAUGUGGAGGAAGAGGCGGGUGAAUGGAGGGAUUUGUACGGGACCACGGGCCUGGCGAGGUGGCUUGAUAGUGGAAGGGAUUGA
Molecule: messenger RNA, 1344 nt
Organism: Exophiala bonariae
Lineage: Eukaryota; Fungi; Ascomycota; Eurotiomycetes; Chaetothyriales; Herpotrichiellaceae
Exons: 2
Coding region: 1-1344 (447 amino acids)
Biological process (GO): transport
Cellular component (GO): membrane
Molecular function (GO): ADP transmembrane transporter activity
Source: RefSeq, a predicted model, not a curated record